Adelges cooleyi (spruce gall adelgid) is the source of this 1092-nucleotide messenger RNA. RefSeq lists its product as uncharacterized. The record is from RefSeq and is a predicted model, not a curated record. The transcript has 4 exons. Gene Ontology annotation, biological process: rRNA processing. Gene Ontology annotation, molecular function: rRNA binding. Lineage: Eukaryota; Metazoa; Arthropoda; Insecta; Hemiptera; Adelgidae. The coding region runs from base 67 to 1002 and encodes 311 amino acids.
CUGUGUUAUUACUUAUUAUUAUUGCAUUUAAUAUAUUUUUAACAACUGCCAGUGUACACCAGUUGAAUGCGGAUGGAACGGCUUUAUCAAUAUGUUUUGUUGCGGUAUUUGCAACACAAUUUUUACGGGAUAUACCCGGAAAGCGUUCACGCUACUCCUUGUGGCCAUUUGUUCCAUACAAAGUGCAUACUGCUCUGUUUACGAAGAUCGCUGAAGUGUCCGUAUUGUGCCGUUAUGGUUUGUGAAACACAAUUGAUCAAACUGCAGUUCCAAAUCGACCCCGGCUGGAAAGAUACUAUAAAUUCGAUCAAGGCCAACAACAGUAUCAUUAACUUGGACGAAUCGUUGAACGUUGGAAACGACUCCAAGUGCGACGCUAGUCUGAUGAUAAUCGAUCCCGACGAAUCAAACAUGUCUCUGACGGAUCUCUUUAAAACGAGCGCUAGGACGAAAAUAACGACCUCGAUAUCGUCAUCAAGCCUUAGCGAAUCGACACAAAGUCUGUUGUCUGUUUUGUGCGAAAUAAUACCCAACUCGGCCGUACACUGUCGCUUCUUCGUGAACGAACACAGUUUGAUCCAGAGUUCGACGGAAGAAGGGUACAGUCACUUGUUGAUCGUUAAAUUGUACAUGUGCCACCCCAUCGGUUUGGUUUUGAUCGAUCUGAUCCAUAGUCUCAAAAUGUAUGUUACGCUGUUGAAUUUCAAGGACCAAGACGAUUUUCUACUUAACGCUCAUAAAAUAAAAACUGACACGAAUCGUACAUUAAUCACAAUGAAAAGAGAAGCGAAAAACAACAACAACAACAAUAAAGACUUCCAAAAGUUGAGCCAAUUUGUCAUAGAUUUUUUUAAUGACAUUUUCCAUCUAAAAUUGAACAAUGUUCCUGAAAUAUCUUUGAUAAGUUGUAAUAAUUGUAACAGUGUAACUUUCGAACACGGUUCCAAGCAUUUCAAAUUAUCUAUGGUGCCAUCUGAAAUUAUACGUAUAUUUAAUUAUUGAUACAUCAUUUUUUAUUGUACAUAUUUUUCAUUAAUUGAUUUUGGAAAUCGCGGAUUUAUUUAAUUUUUUUAAUUUUAUUUUACACCAAGU